This is a messenger RNA of Parastagonospora nodorum SN15, 804 nucleotides long. RefSeq lists its product as hypothetical. The record is from RefSeq and is a predicted model, not a curated record. Lineage: Eukaryota; Fungi; Ascomycota; Dothideomycetes; Pleosporales; Phaeosphaeriaceae. Gene Ontology annotation, cellular component: mitochondrial inner membrane. The transcript is spliced from 3 exons. Bases 1 to 804 code for a protein of 267 amino acids. Gene Ontology annotation, molecular function: S-adenosyl-L-methionine transmembrane transporter activity.
AUGUCUGGGAAUACUAAUUCAGACAUCUUGAUUGCUGGUGCGAUUGCUGCUUUCACGGUCGAUCUGCUUGUGUACCCGCUUGAUACUAUCAAGACGAGGAUACAAAGCCCGGAUUAUGCAAAGUUUUACACAGAUGGGCAGACGGGGAAGGUAGCAUUCUUCACCACCUACGAGCGCACAAAAACCCUCUUCACCCGCCUCAACACCACCUCCUCCAUCACCCAAUGGCGUCUUACCCAUCGCCGUCGUCCACGCCCGGCGCAUCCUCCCUCGCGGAACUCGUCUCCUGCGCCCAUCCUCACCCCCGCAGAAGUCAUCAAGCAAAACGCGCAAAUGGUAAAAGCAGGCUCGCCAACAAACGCCACCAUGCAAACCCUGACUAAAUUCAAAUCAAACCCUCUAGCACUCUGGCGGGGUUAUACCGCGUUAGCGGGGCGCAAUUUGCCCUUUACAGCCAUGCAGUUCCCCAUGUUUGAGCGGCUGAAGCUGGGGAUUAAAGAGUAUAGGGAUCGGCGGGGGUUGACGACGGGCACGAUUUGGGAGAGCGGGAGUAUCACGGCGGUGAGUGCGGGAUCGGCGGGGGCCGUGGCCGCGGUUAUUACCACGCCGAUUGAUGUGGUGAAGACGCGGAUCAUGUUGUCUGCAGCUGAUAAUGCCGCGCAAGAAGCUUCACAGGCACAAGCGAAGCCGAAGGCGGGUGGGCUGGUGGAUGCGUUUGGCAAGUCGGUGGAGUCGUCCAAGGAUACGGUCAAAAAGGCGGCGAAGAGUUUACAUCGAUGUGGGGCGGUCGGAGCAAAAAAGUAG